AUGCACUCCAAACUACCUAAACCGACACUUUAUAGCCUGUCCGAGUUUCACCCUUGGUCAGUCAAGUAUGCACAGAGCCUCUUUGACUGCAUCCUUCAUACCGACCCAGCGGCCAAGGAUUGGCGGUCCAAGGCAAACACCAUACUCGUCAAGGAUUAUCCUAUCACGGGAGAGGAUUUGCUCGCCCCGCCGCUGUUGCGAGCCAUCAGCAAGCAAGCUGUCGGAACAGAGAACAUUGACACGGAAUCCUGCGCUGAGCUUGGCGUCAAGGUUUUCAACACGCUCGGCGUGAACGCCAGCGCUGUUGCGGAAAUGGCGCUUGCCCGGACGUUGAGCAGCGCGCGUGACAUUCCCGGCCUGCGGUACCGACAGCAUGCGCUCCGCCAAUCAAUCCGGAAUGAGACCUGCAACGGCAUUUUGCUGACGGGCUCUACUGUCGGGAUCAUCGGACUGGGCAACAUUGGCGAAGCGGUUGCUAACAUGUCCAUCCGGGCCUUCGCUUCCAAUACUGUAGCAUAUGACCCGUUCAUGCCCGACGAUGUUUGGGCAGACAUUCUUCACCAUAGAGUCACGACAUUGGACGAAGUGCUGACCGGUGCGGAUGUCGUCACCCUACAUGUUUACUUGACAAAACAGACCGCUGGCCUCAUCUCUUAUCCGAAGCUACAGCGCAUGAAACGGACAGCGAUCCUCAUCAACGCUGCUCGGGGUGGCAUCGUGGACGAAGACGAUCUUCACGGUGCGCUUGAUGAGAACCUCAUCCGGCGGUGCGGCCUCGAUUGCCACGUCCAGGAACCGCCGACCUUUGACAAAUAUCAAACUCUUUGGGCGCACGAUCACUAUGUUGACACCCCCCCACGUGCCUGCUGCGAUGGAUGCAACCCAGAUGGCUACAGCCAAUGCCGCGAUUGA
Exophiala bonariae is the source of this 912-nucleotide messenger RNA. RefSeq lists its product as uncharacterized. The transcript has a single exon. NCBI's taxonomy places the organism in Eukaryota, Fungi, Ascomycota, Eurotiomycetes, Chaetothyriales, Herpotrichiellaceae. Gene Ontology annotation, molecular function: oxidoreductase activity, acting on the CH-OH group of donors, NAD or NADP as acceptor; NAD binding. The record is from RefSeq and is a predicted model, not a curated record. The coding region runs from base 1 to 912 and encodes 303 amino acids.